Molecule: messenger RNA, 1053 nt
Organism: Closterium sp. NIES-65
Lineage: Eukaryota; Viridiplantae; Streptophyta; Zygnematophyceae; Desmidiales; Closteriaceae
Source: the annotation of a GenBank genome assembly
AUGAGGUACAAGUUUUGGUACUUGGCUCCUGUGGAGGGCGUGGCGAGCACUGCACUGCACCAUGCCACAUCUCACAGCAUCCCAUGUAAUGCUCACAGCAUCCCCACCACAGAUGCAUGCUCUGACAGGCAGUUGGUGAAUGACUCUCUCUCUGCUUGCUCUCUGUCGUGCUUCUUCUCCCCUGCCUGCCAGGAGCCCAUCUUGCAGCGACAGCUCCUCCUGGGCGCCCCUGCUCGCCCAUGUGGCAGCGGCAGCUCCUGUGGACGGCUGGCGAGGGGUGAAGGCGCCUCAUGCCAUGGUUUCCUUGCACUCACUCUCUUUCUUUCUCUGCCUCUCCUUCGCUGGCAGGUGUUGUUUUGGUUUGGAGGCCCCUCGCUAGCCAACACUCAAGGCAUCACCAAGGCGCAAGGCACCACCGAGGCCCCUCUGCACGCCUGCAAGCGAGCGCCCGGGCCUGCAGCGCCCGUGCACGCGCCAUCAACAGAUAAGCUCACCGCCCUUGGGUUCUCAUCUGCUCCCUGUCUGCUUUUGCAACCCCUACCGCCAUGCUGCCUGCCUUGCCAUUUCCUCGCCCCCCCACCUGCUGCCGUGUCAGCCGUCCCUCCAUGGAGCCUCUCCCCCAAGUUUAGGCACUCUGCUUCAAGCCUGUUCAAGGUGCAACAGCAAGGUGAAGAAGCAAGGCGCAGCAUCAAGGGGCAGCAACGCACCUUCAACGCUCCGCACAAAGAUAAGCCCUCUCCCCUUGGUUUCAUACCCGCUCCUUUUCUCUUUCAGCUCAAGCUCAUGUUCCCUGCGCUGUCAUCCCCCCAUCCGCCCUCCCCCUGGCUCUCAUGCCAACCACCCCUCCACAGAGACUUCCCUCUUGGCUUGCUGCUCCAAGCCUCUACUGGAGUGCAAGGCGCAGCAGGAAGGCCCACGAGCAUGGCACAGGAGGAAGGCGCACGAGCAUGGCACAGGAGGAAGGCCCACCAGCAUGGCACAGGAGGAAGGCCCACGAGCAUGGCACAGGAGGAAGGCCCACGAGCAUGGCACAGGAGGAAGGCGCAGGACUAA